AUGGUUCGUCACAAGAAGGAUUUUGCUGCCAGAGGCAAAAAGAGCGGCCGUGGUGGUGGCCAUGGAGGUGGCGGCUCGAGACAGCCCCGCCAUCAAGAUUGCAACCAAGGCCAGCAGCCAGCACGCCCAGCUUUCAAGGCAGCGUGCUGGGAUCUGGGCCAUUGUGACCCCAAACGAUGCUCAGGGAAGAAACUCAUGAAGUUGGGAAUGAUGCGCGAUCUUCACAUGGGCCAGAGACACAAUGGGGUCAUCAUCACCCCCAACGGCCGACAAGUCGUCUCCCCCGCUGAUCGAGAGCUCAUGGACCAGUACGGCGCCGCUGUUGUCGAGUGCUCCUGGGCCCGUACGCAAGAGGUUCAGUGGAGCAAGGUUGGCGGAAAAUGCGAAAGGUUGCUGCCUUACCUCGUCGCUGCGAAUACUGUCAAUUACGGAAAGCCGUGGAGACUGAAUUGCGUCGAGGCCCUCGCCGCCGCCUUUUACAUCUGCGGACAUGCCGACUGGGCGGAGCAGAUUCUGGCUCCAUUUUCGUACGGAGAGUCUUUCUUGCAUAUCAACGCGAGCAUUCUCAAACGAUAUGCAGCUUGCCAGGAUGCUGCCGAAGUGAAAAAGACAGAGGCGGAAUGGAUGGAGAGGUUAGAGCGGGAAUACGCAGAGAGCAGAGAACAAGGCCAUGACGACAUGUGGACGACCGGCAAUACUAACCGCCUGGCAAUGCCUCCCUCUGACGAUGACGAUGAUGAUGACGACGACGACGAAGAGGGCGACAGUGACGCAAGGUCAGAUGGCCACGGUAGUGUGGAUGGCAUAUAUCUGGGCAAGAAGCCGUUAGAUCCCAAACCUGGCGAGAUUCCUGCAAAUAUACCAGAUGAGCACGCCAGAAGAGACAAAGACCCAUUUGACAUUACAGACGACAGCGAAGAUGGCGAUGCCGCCAUGGAAGAAAUCCGGCGAAAGGUCCUGGCCUCCAAAACCUUUAGCAAUCCAAAUCCCGAAUUGGAACAAGAGAAGAAGAAGCCUGCGUCAAUACCGCGACCUCAGCAACGGCAUCGGUACCAAGUCGACCUUGAUAUGCAGCCCGACUCGGAUAACGAGAGGAGCGGCGACAACCAAGAUGACAGUGAUGCUGCCGAGGAUGACGACGAGUUUGAUAAUAUUAUUGAAGCUACGCCCGUCACUGACAGGAUUGGUCUGGCGAAGCUCGAGAAGGAGCGUAGACAGGCAACGACAACUACCAAGACAUUUUCGUCGACUUCUGUCUCUGCGCCGAGCAGGUGGUAG
Messenger RNA from Metarhizium acridum CQMa 102, 1278 nucleotides. RefSeq names its product ribosome biogenesis protein tsr3 (gene TSR3). NCBI's taxonomy places the organism in Eukaryota, Fungi, Ascomycota, Sordariomycetes, Hypocreales, Clavicipitaceae. Gene Ontology annotation, molecular function: rRNA small subunit aminocarboxypropyltransferase activity. The record is from RefSeq and is a predicted model, not a curated record. Gene Ontology annotation, biological process: maturation of SSU-rRNA.